AAUAAUUAUAUCUUUGCAUAUAUUUUCAAAAAUAAUUGCGAAUGAUAAGUAUAUUUUAGCGUAUUCUCUGACAACUAAUCGCGAAUGACUCAAUAUACCUUGUAUUGUAUUUAUUCGAACGUACAACUGCAAGAUGUGUGUCAGUCUUUGCUAAUGUUCCAUCGAGAACGUACGUAUAACAUUCUACUUUUCAAGAUUAACAAGCAACAAUAAAAAGGCAGAAAUGUGCGAACUAGAAACGUCACUACCAAUAGAAGAUUUUGAAGGACUUAUAAGACAAUCUCUUGGCUCUGGUUUAAAAAUAAAAAAUGUAACAUGGAAACAUUUAACUGAUCCAGGAGAAAAUUUUGGCAGUUUGAUAUUGGCUGUUACUGUCAAUACUAUAGAAAAUUUGUCUUCAAAGACGUUGAACGUAGUUGCAAAACUUCCGCCAAAAUCUGCAUAUCUUGUAGAUUUAUUUAAUAGUCCACUGACAUUUAAAAAAGAAUUAAAAUUUUAUAGUGACGUUGUCCCAGCUCUAAAGGAUAUUUACCAUUCGUCUAAUUUACAAGAGGAAGUAUUUGUACCGCGCUACUUUGGCGGAAGAUUAGGCUUAGAAAAUCCUGACAAAUUUGAUCUUCAGGCUGUUAUCAUUUUAGAAAAUCUUAAAUCCUCUGGUUACUCGGUUCAAGAUCGAAUUAUGGGAAUGGAUUUAGAACAUGUUAAACGUGCUGUUAAAGAAUUGGCAAAGUUACAUGCUAUGAUCAUUGGUUUAAAAAUAAAUAGACGAGAUUUCUUCGAAAACACUAUACUACCAGUUUUAGUAUCUCCAACUAAUGAAACUGCCGUAAAAUGUGUUAUGGAUAUGAUUCAUAAGGCACAUGAGGAUUUAAAACAUUUAGAAGAGGCUAAACCAUAUAUGGAAAGUGUCGAAGCUACAUUAAAAUCUAUGAACAUAGGUAAUGAAACUGAAAAAGAUGAUUUAUGGGCAACAAUAGUACAUAAAGAUUUUUGGGUCAACAAUAUGUUGUUUUGUCACGAUUCUUCUGGACAUAUAACUGAUAUGAAAAUAGUUGACUUUCAACUUUGUAUUUAUAGCUAUGGUGUAGAAGAUCUUAUAUUUUUUUUAAUAUCUAGUGCUAAGAAAGAAGUUAUUGAUAAUAACUUAGAUGAUAUGAUUGAUUUGUAUUAUGAUUCCUUUAUCGACGUUUUAAAAAUGUUAAAAGUAGACACAGAACAGUAUAGUAAAAGUAAAUUCCUGGAAUUGUUGAAUAAAUGUGCACCUAUGAAAUUUGCACAAUGCAUUAUGAUGGUGCAAGUAAUACAAGCUUCUCGUACUAGUCAUUCUGAGAUGAAAAAUAUGGAAAACGCUGCAGAAUUGUUUAAAAGAGAAACAAACGAUGUAGGCAAUAAGAAAUUGUUACAUAUAGUGCAGACAUUUGCAAAAAAAAAUUGGUUAUUAUGAUAAAAU
Vespula pensylvanica (western yellowjacket) is the source of this 1450-nucleotide messenger RNA. RefSeq lists its product as uncharacterized. Bases 224 to 1444 code for a protein of 406 amino acids. Lineage: Eukaryota; Metazoa; Arthropoda; Insecta; Hymenoptera; Vespidae. The transcript has 2 exons. The record is from RefSeq and is a predicted model, not a curated record.